Messenger RNA from Dentiscutata erythropus, 402 nucleotides. The record is from the annotation of a GenBank genome assembly. NCBI's taxonomy places the organism in Eukaryota, Fungi, Glomeromycota, Glomeromycetes, Diversisporales, Gigasporaceae.
GCUUUUUGACAUCCACGAUAACCUCACAAAGCUUCACAGAUGAUAGCCGUUUUUAUAUCCCUGUAAAAAAAAUUCAAUUGUAUUUAUUUUCCAUAUUAUUUCCAGAAAUGAAUCAUAUUCCUGGAAUUUUUAUUGAAAAUUUAUGGAAAUUACAAGGACUUACUCGCAAAAUUCGGAAGAAUUCCAGAAAGGGUAUUCUUGAUAUAAUAAACUACACCUGGGUUACUACAGCAACAAUAAGCAAACCUCCAAUUUCAGCCAGUACUGAAAUUCCUCCAUUGACUAUUGGAAUUAUCGCUGGUUUAGCUGGUAUUAUUUUAAUUGGAAUAAUUGCUGGAAUUGUUGGAAUAUUUGUCUAUAAAAAACGAAAAGAACGUCGUUACUCUAUUGCGACGCCUGGAA